GUUGCCGGAACUGCCGCGCCGGGGGCGGGCACCGGCGGGCGCCUAUCAGGCGUGGCACCGGUUGAACGCGCGCAGGAUCCCUCCGCCGGGCCAUGUAGUCCCUCUGCACCGCUCUCCCAGACCGUGCCCGUGUCUCCCCGGCCGCCGUUGCGCCAGGGCCGCAUUUGCGGAAGAGGGCCGGGACAGCGCCCGCCGCGCCAGCUCGACUGUGCCCCGGACUGGGUGCGGGGAGUGCCGGAGACUGGGUACGGAGAGUGCCGGCUAUGAGGAUCACUCCGCACGCGAUGAAGUGUUGCGGCCGCCGUGCGCCAUUUUGGGUCACAGACCUGCGGAGCGGCGGGUGAAAGUGUUUAUCAUGUUGGGCUCUGGGUUCAAGGCCGAGCGCUUGCGAGUCAACCUGCGCCUCGUCAUCAAUCGCCUCAAACUACUGGAGAAAAAAAAGACCGAGUUGGCCCAGAAGGCAAGGAAGGAGAUUGCAGAUUACCUGGCAGCUGGAAAAGAUGAGCGUGCCAGGAUUCGUGUGGAGCACAUCAUCCGUGAAGAUUACCUUGUGGAGGCCAUGGAGAUCCUGGAGCUGUACUGUGAUCUGCUGCUCGCCCGCUUUGGCUUGAUCCAGUCCAUGAAGGAGCUGGACUCUGGCCUGGCAGAGGCAGUAUCAACACUGAUUUGGGCUGCACCACGCCUCCAGUCGGAAGUGGCUGAGUUGAAGAUUGUUGCUGAUCAAUUGUGUGCUAAGUACAGCAAGGAGUAUGGGAAGCUGUGCCGGACAAACCAGAUUGGGACAGUCAACGACAGGCUGAUGCACAAGCUGAGCGUGGAAGCACCACCCAAGAUCCUGGUGGAGAGAUACCUCAUCGAGAUUGCAAAAAACUACAAUGUUCCCUAUGAGCCUGACUCAGUGGUGAUGGCUGAAGCCCCGGCAGGUGGAGAGGCAGAUCUAAUUGAUGUGGGCUUCACGGAUGAUGUGAAGAAGGGUGGCCAUGGAGGGGGCGGAGGUGGUGGAUUUACAGCCCCAAUGAUAGGUCAUGAUGGGUUAGUACCCAUGCCUGUGAUGAUGCCUAUGCCCAUGCCAACAACAAAUCCACCCUUCUCCUAUCCAUCUCCAAAGGGACCGGAGAACUUCAGCGGCCUGCCAGUGGGGACCUACCAGCCUUUCACUAACAUCCACCCACCACCAAUUCCAGCAAACCCACCUACAUAUGAGUCCAUUGAUGAGCCUAACUCUGACAAGGAUGCUGCUGCACUAGUGCCUGGGCCUGAGCCCAAGCCAGAAGCUUCUCCUAAACCAAGAGCUGGAGCUCCUAAUACCUUUGAUAACUUUGUACUGCCUGAAUUGCCAUCUGUGCCAGACACACUGCCAACAGCAUCUGCUGGCGCCAACUCUUCUGCCUCAGAAGACAUUGACUUUGAUGAUCUUUCACGGAGAUUUGAGGAGCUGAAGAAGAAAACGUAAAACUUCCUGGGCUGCAGGAAGGAGGGGAAGGAGCUGUGACAUCUUCUCUCUGAAACAGACUCCCUUUGAAACUGGUUUCCUGUAUUAACCUCCAAUGAACGUGCUCUUCUUUUUGAGCUCUCUUCCUACUGUA
Messenger RNA from Vidua chalybeata, 1586 nucleotides. RefSeq names its product IST1 factor associated with ESCRT-III (gene IST1). NCBI's taxonomy places the organism in Eukaryota, Metazoa, Chordata, Aves, Passeriformes, Viduidae. The record is from RefSeq and is a predicted model, not a curated record. Gene Ontology annotation, biological process: protein transport. The coding region runs from base 356 to 1453 and encodes 365 amino acids. The transcript is spliced from 10 exons.